Messenger RNA from Daphnia pulex (common water flea), 5956 nucleotides. It is a transcript of the gene Cad89D, whose product is annotated as cadherin-89D-like. Gene Ontology annotation, biological process: homophilic cell-cell adhesion. The record is from RefSeq and is a predicted model, not a curated record. The transcript has 17 exons. The coding region runs from base 169 to 5628 and encodes 1819 amino acids. Gene Ontology annotation, molecular function: calcium ion binding. NCBI's taxonomy places the organism in Eukaryota, Metazoa, Arthropoda, Branchiopoda, Diplostraca, Daphniidae. Gene Ontology annotation, cellular component: plasma membrane.
GUCGCGUCGUCGAGUGUGCUAAGAUACCGAACACCAACCAGCCGGAUCGUUACCUUCUGCGGUCCUCUCGCUCCAUGAUUUACAAUACUUCGAGUUUACACACCUCUUCGUGGCUUCCUCCUCCUCCUCCAACCGCUGGAUUGAUUCGUCAUUCGUCAAGCCCGUGUGAUGGAGUCGUUCUUUCUCCUUCUAGCACUAUUCCGCCUGUCUUGCUUCGUUUGCUACGCCGAAUCGAAUUUCAGCGUAACCGAUAACGCCCAACAGUUGCCCGUGCUGUUCACCCGCUCCGUUUACAGAGGCUCCAUUCGAGAACACUUUCCUUUCAAGAACGAAACGAUCCGGCAACUGGUGCCGAUCGUGCCGGCCAUCCGCAUCCAGCGCACCGUCCAAUACUCGGACGGCACUCUGGCCAUAACCGAGCCCGACACGCGCUCCUCCAUUUCAACCGUCAGAUACACGAUCCUCAGCGGCAACGAUGACGGUUACUUCACCAUGGACCCGCUCGACGGCGAUGUGUUCCUCGUCCGCCAGAUCGACAGGGAGCAAUUGCCGGGAUCGGCCGUAGGGGACCGAUUCGUCCUCACCAUCCAGGCCGCUUCGUCGCUAGAAAUCUCAUCCGCCACAUCAUCCCGCGCCAGAAUUUUUAUCGACAUCGAAGACAUCAACGAUAAUUUACCCGCCUUCGACACCAAUGACUACACCAUCAGUAUCGUGGAGAACCUGCCCAUCAAUUUCCAUGUUCUCCAACUAUCGGCAACUGAUAAUGACCUGGGAGAAAACUCGAGAUUUACAUAUCGAUUGAACGACACGAGUGGCGCGUUUAUGAUCGAUCCCGUCACCGGCUGGUUGAGUGUGACCAAUUCGACGCCUCUGGAUCGAGAAAGAGUUUCCCGCUUGGCGUUGCAAGUCGAGGCCGUCGAGCAGAAACCGAACCUGUUGACGGACGAUGUGUCCACCGCCCGGAUUGACAUAGAGCUCACCGAUGCAAAUGACAAUAGCCCCAUCUUUCAACCCACUAACCUAUAUUCAUUCGUCGUGGAAGCCACAGCCGGAGCAGGAACUGUGAUCGGCCAAGUCGAAGCCGUAGAUGCCGAUGCCGAAGAUAAUGGACAUGUCAACUAUGUCAUCCAGCAUCAGCAGGAAGGUGUUCGAAGUGGUCAAGCUGGUAAAACCGGUCGCAAUGUCCGACUUGGGCCACUUUUCAAUCACACGGUCAAAAACGGCGAUCCAGAUGUACCGUUCAGCAUUCAUCCUCGUUCUGGCCAUGUGAUUGUGACCGAUACACCUUUGACUAUGAAAUCCUACUCUCUUUUCGUCGAAGCCAGCGACCAACCGGCCAAUCCUAGCGAGCGCAGGCAUUCGCUGGCCGUAGUUCAGAUUUCGGUGUUGUCGCCGGCGACGAUGGUCCCGAAAUUUGCCAACACCCCUUACGAGUUUUGGAUCGGAGCCGAAGCGCCUGUUGACACGAGCGUGGGCCAGGUGAAAACGGAAGGUUUUCGGGAGCAUGACGACGUUCGUUACACAGUGAAGCACAAAUUCCGCAAUCCAGUUCCAUUCACCGUGGAUUCCAGAAGCGGAAUAAUCCGCGUGACGGAUGACUUGAAAGCGCCAGCAACCUUCACAUUGAAUGUCACGGCCAGUGACAACAUCCGAGACCCAGUCACGACAACUUUGACGAUUCGCGUCGUCGACCAGGCCCUUGGUGGAUCCCUCAAAUCGCAAGCGUUACACGAGCAGGGAUUUUAUCACUUUAGUGUCGUUGAAAAUGUUCCGGCCGGUUCGUUCGGCCAAAUCGUUUACCAGACCAACGGAGACGUAUUGAGCGAGUCGGACCCUGCUGAAUCAUUUGAAUUCCUUCCUGUGGACCAGAAAGCUCCCGGUUGGGGGUAUUUCAAGUUGGCCCGUAACGGCACGCUCUACACACGCCGGUCACUGGAUCGUGAACUGAUGACGUCAAAUCUGACACUGUUCGUGACUGUUGUUGAAAAGGAACAAAAUCGCGAUACGCUGCAAGUAACCGUUACGGUUGUUGAUACAAAUGAUAAUCCACCAGUUUUCAGCAAGCAGCGCUAUCUCGGCCGGGUGGCCGAGAAUGCUCCGGCUGGAACUCGAGUUCAAUUGCGUCAACCCAUUAAGGCCGAGGAUGCCGAUUCGUGGCCACAUAAUGUGAUUCAUUACUCUCUCACGGGCAACGGAAGUCGUCUUUUCCGAAUCGACCCGAUAGGUGGCGAGCUGUCUGUGGUCCGCUCCAAGUCGCUGGAUCGAGAGCGGACAGCUUUUUACAAUUUAACUGUAACGGCCACUGAUGGAGCCCUCAAUGCUCACGCCCAGUUAACCAUUCUAAUCGAAGACGAAAACGAUAAUGCACCGCACAUUUCGGGUUUCUUCCCUACCGUGGGUGUCGUGGCGCUGGAACGCUCGGCAAACCGACAGGAAUUUCGUGACGAAGGAGUCAUCAUCGUUUGCGCCGACGGAUCGUGUUCUACACCCAUCGACGUGGAACAAAGGGAGCCAGAAGAGUUACCACCCGGUCGUUUAAUGGCCACAUACAGUCGAUUCCGCAAUCACCUGCUGAGAGUAUUGGAUGACUGGAUCGACCAGGCCGAACGGGCAAUCGAUCAGACACCUCCGGAUGAAGAAGAAAUUCUAGAACGAGCUUUCCAAGAGAUUUUGUACAAUUCUUCCAUUCUUAUUCAGGUUCCGGAUAAUGUUAUGGUGAAUUCGAGUCUUGGAGUAUUUAGUGUCGAAGACAAGGAUGAAACCAGCCCAGUGAAAACCGACCAACUUUCUUUUUCUAUUGUACCUGGGACUUUGCACGAAGAUCUUUUUGGUGUUGUUCCAGAAAGCGGAUCUCUAUACAUGAAGAAGCCUUUGCAAUUGGAAACAGUCUACUUGAUUGACGUGCAAGUCCGUGACCAACAUGGACUUCAAUCGACAGCCAACGUCGCUAUCCAGUUGACCGAAGUAAACCUACACCGCCCAUUGUUCAACAGCUCUUACUACGAGCUUCUCCUUCCUGAGGGUGAUUACAACGAAUCCUCUUUCAUUACCAUCGAAGCCUUUGACGACGAUACAGGUGACAAUGGCCGCCUCGUUUAUUCAAUAAUCGAUUCGUCUCCAUCGCCUUUCUGGAUUAAUCAAAAGACGGGACUGUUGGUAGUCAACGGCUCGAUCGAUCGCGAACAGACGGAAUUUUUCCGGUUAACGGUCCAAGCUGCCGACGAAGGAUUCCCUCCGCUCAAAUCCCGGGCUGAUGUCGUGAUCUUCAUUACCGACAUUAAUGACAACGCGCCACAAUUUGACCUGCCGUCAGGUGGAGUUAACGAAAAUGGUCUCCAACCUUUGUACUCCGUAUCCCUGACGGACGGGACACCUCCGGGAACCGCGGUUAUCAGAGUACGAGCUACCGAUGCCGAUGCAGAUUUACAGACUAAUGGAAAUGUCACUUACCGUCUCGGUAGCCAUCAGAAUCAAUUUACUAUUGAUAAACUGACAGGCUCCAUUUCAACACUGGUGACAAUGGACCGCGCUCGAAGUGAAAGCGAAUACAAUCUGUUGGUGGUGGCCACAGACGAUGGAACGCCUAGACAGAGCACGGUGAGCGUCGUGCGGAUCACCAUCACGGAAGCCUGCCAUCCUGAUCCGGCUGCGCGGCGCCAGCAAUCGAUCACGCUGGAUGAAAAUGUUCCUACUCCGAUCGCUCUCCUUAAUUUGACCAAUUUUGAUGACAGUCGAUCAGAAGAACUGGUUCAUCUUUCUCUAACACGAAUCGAACCUAACUGGCCGGACGCCCAGUCACGGUUUAAGCUGGACCACGUCGAGCCGGUUCUUUGGCUGACGGAGGCCUUGGAUCGUGAGCUUCGAGACUCUUAUUCCGUUCACUUGAGAGUUCAACAUUCCGGACGCCGAAAUAACAGUACCAGAAAUUCGAAAUGUGCUGGAUUCGAAGAAGAGGAACUGGUUUUAAACAUCCGAGUCGCAGAUAUCAAUGAUAACCCUCCCAUCUUUGCUGACCAAAAUCCUCUGAUUGUAGUCGUCCCUUCCAGCACUCCGAUCGGAUUUCCAGUCAUCACCAUAGCUGUUGUGGAUGCUGACGAGGGAAACAAUGCGGCCAUCAAAUAUACGAUGACACCUGAUGCAGCAGUAUCAGAUGAUUAUUACAAUCAACUCGAUUGGACCUCCGCUUUCGUCAUGGAUCCCAACAGCGGAGUGGUUUCGGUGGCGUCGUCUGUUGAUAGGCUAGUCGGUCGCAUUCUAUCGUUUCAAGUGAACGCGACUGACCGAAACGGAGGAGGCCUAUCAGUUUCUUCGGCACUUGAGCUCUCUUUGCACAUUUUGGAUCGCUCGCAUGAAGUGGUUCUAGUCUUGGCCACCACGACGGAAGAUCUGAUCAACCAAUCGGAACACAUCAGCGGUGUGGUCAGCGAUGUUAGUGGUCAUCAGGUGUGGAUUAGAAGUUUGGACCCGCACAUCGACGGCGACACGGCCGAUGGAUCAAUGACGGACGUGGUCCUCUACGCCCGAAACCGCACCGGUGAAUCGAUCGUCCCAUCCGAGGACUUGUUCAGGAUAUUGAAUGUGAAACGGAACCAGCUGGAUCAGAAGCUAUCCAGUUAUCAUUUUAGAGAGAUCCGCCAAACAAAUCGAAACACGAAAUCGCUCCCGUCUUUACCAGAUAUCAAAAUUGACGUUUUGGAGGUGACCCUCAUAGCCAUGGGAGCGGCCGUUUUGCUGGGCGCCAUCGUGGCCGUUGUUUGUAUCUGCCUGUCACGACUUAAACACAAGAAGCGAACCAAGCCGGGAGUACCGCCCAGCACAAUGGCAAGGUCCAUGGCCAUGGAUUACCACCUGCAGUCCGUUAGGAACAUGACGUCAAUGUCUUCCUCCUACAACGAUUCCUCCCAAGCGGAAUUGAUGAGUAGAGACUCCUCUGCCAGCAGUGAGAAUUAUUUUGAAGUUCCGGUGGACAAGGGACAUCCGCUUUACGUCUCAGCACUUCCACCUUCUCAUCAGAAGCAGCGUUACAAGAAAGCCGCCUCAACCCCGAGCUGUCCGUCUUGUAAGCGGGUUAAAGCCCAUAGGUGCAAGUGUUCGGGGAAACGCCAAAUGACAGUGCCCAGAAGUCUUCCAGGAUCGGAUAGCUGGUUGUUAAAACGCAAAAGCGACGAUCCAUUCUGUCGUCUGCAUUCUUUACCUCCUUCAUCCCGCACUCGGAACACGCUCUCCUCUCGGUCGGCGAUGAACGAACCGGAACUGACUUCCAGUAACACGAAACUAGUACGUCUCCACCUCGCACCACGGCGGACGAGAUCGAUGCGGGCAGAUCAAUCCACCAGCGCAUCCUCGGCCCAUUGUCGAGAGGACAACAGCGGACAGCCGAUUUAUUCGCGACACUCGAAUAAACUGCACCGACCCAAGAGCCACCGCUGCCAUCAGCACCGCCAACGACGUCCGUCUUCAUCUUCGUCGCCUUCAUCGCCUUCCAUAGUUCAAAUUCACCAACGUCGUCAGAUAUUCAGUCAACCGAUAGGAGGUGGAGGUCAUAGAUAUCCGAAAUCAACCAGCACCACGGACACGUUUGAUGAUUCGCUCGAGUCGUCCUCUCGACAGCAGCGAAGGAAGUGGUGAAAAGGACCAGCCAAUCAGCUAGAGGACCGUUCUUCAGCUACUGUCUUUGAUGAUGCAACUGAAAACGAAAACAGCACUCUCUCACACACACAGAGGCAAACGACAAAAGAGGCGAAAAAUAGAAAUGAAUAAAUAACAGGGAACACGGGCAAAUAUUUACUGAUCGAUAUUUAUUUUUAUUGACAAUCAAUGGUUUAUUUUUCUAUCGUUCUCAGCUCUUUUUUUGUGGUUUUCUGGUACAUAAUUAAAAUAAUGGAACGAGUUGAUAGAUAUACAUUUGUAAAUUAUGCUGUAUCGAUUCGAAAAUAAAGACACGGCACACGAAAAA